This is a messenger RNA of Brenthis ino (lesser marbled fritillary), 423 nucleotides long. NCBI's taxonomy places the organism in Eukaryota, Metazoa, Arthropoda, Insecta, Lepidoptera, Nymphalidae. The record is from the annotation of a GenBank genome assembly.
AUGGCUGAUGUUGGUACUGCUCCACCUUCUGCUGCCCCUUCCGGCACCACUGUAGCAGAAGAACAGCGCUCUGGCACUGCCACUGGUUCUGGUUCUGAAGAAAAAGUUUAUGGAGGAUGUGAGGGUCCAGAUGCUAUGUAUGUGAAGUUGGUGUCUUCAGAUGGACAUGAAUUUAUAGUUAAGAGGGAACAUGCACUCACAUCUGGUACAAUCAAAGCUAUGCUUAGUGGACCCGGACAGUUUGCAGAAAAUGAGGCUAAUGAAGUUAACUUCAGAGAAAUUCCAUCUCAUGUACUACAAAAAGUAUGUAUGUACUUCACAUACAAAGUGCGCUACACUAACUCUUCUACCGAGAUCCCAGAGUUCCCCAUUGCACCUGAAAUAGCUCUAGAACUUUUGAUGGCUGCCAAUUUCCUUGAUUGU